GGAUCAGAUAAAUUUCAAAGUUAGUGGUCGAGAUACAAAAGCACUAAAUACCCCUCCGCACAAAUGAAACAAAUGAAAGGCUGCCUUCACCCCCACUUCUCUAAUCAAUCCUCGCAGAACGAACUACUCCGUAAAUUGAUUCUUAACUACUCGCACAAGUUCUCAACUAAGGGUCAAAUAUUUACCUAGGCAGAGGAAGUAUAUUCAAGGCCUUUAAAUUUGAGCAAGAUGGCUGAAAAUGAAGCAUCAGCAAGACCUGGACGUCCCAGCUUAGGCAAUAAUGUGCGCAGUCGUUCUUACCUUCAAGAACAUCAACAAUAUCGUCCUCCGCAACAAGAUGGUCAUCACGGUAUAGAUAGCAUAGUCGAAGGUAUUCAAGGUAGCGCGAUCUCAUCUCCUACCAAAUCUUUCACUCAAUUCAAUGGAGUUCCCUCUCCACAACAUCCUCCAAAGAUUGUCGACAGCGGGCUCAAUCAUACCUUGUCGCACGCAAACUGUCAGCCCGCGCCAAAUACAAUCUCCGACCGAAUGAUCGCAACCCUCAUUUACAAAACCAAAUCUCCUCGUGUUUCAGUCACCGAUUAUCCACCCGACCGUUCUCCUUCACCAGCUUCCUCUCCUUCCAGAUCAUCUGUGACAUCUACUUCCCGCGCCAUCCCACCAAAUCUUGCUCCGGUCCGCACACUCUCCAAUUUCCCACUCGAACCUCCUCCACCCGAUCCAGAACCGCUCGAUCACCUCUACGGAAGCUACAUCUCGCAGCUUUGCCUUACAUCCUUCCUUCACCUCAUUCAAUCUCUGCCUAGCCGAUCCGGUUCCGAUUUCCUCUCUUCCUCCCAUCGCUGUCUCGACAACCCCGAACAUCCAUCCAUAGUCGAACUCACAUUCUCGCCCAUUCCCGAUCCUACAUAUCUUGACCUCCAAGAUUUGCGCAAACACGAACUUCUCUAUCGCUUUGAGCGCGAAUGGAACGUCGAUGUGAUUCUGCAACAUGAUACCGUCCUCCGCCGUUAUCCACGCCUUGUGGUUUUCGAUAUGGAUUCUACACUUAUCGAACAAGAAGUGAUUGAUUUGAUCGCUGCUUCGAUCGGUGUCGAAGAUGCCGUAUCUGCCAUUACUGCGCGCGCGAUGAAUGGCGAAUUGGAUUUCUCGGCAUCGCUUCGUGAACGCGCGAAGUUGCUGAAAGGAGUCGAUGCAGAUAUCUUUACGAAAUUGAGAAGUGUUAUUACGCCCACCAAAGGUGCUGCGGAACUGAUUCGCGCGUUGAAGAGAAUGGGUGUUAAAACGGCAGUGUUGUCUGGAGGAUUCAUCCCUUUGACACAAUGGCUCGCGGACCACUUGGGAAUCGAUUACGCAUUUGCGAAUACUCUCGAAUCGGAUCCUAGUACCAACCAACUGACGGGCGAAGUUCUCGGUUCCAUUGUCAAUGCGGAAAAGAAACGAGAUUUGCUACUGGAGAUUGCGAAGAAGGAAAAUGUGGCGCUGGAUCAGGUUGUCGCUAUGGGUGAUGGCGCGAAUGAUUUGUUGAUGAUGGGAGUGGCGGGUUUGGGUGUUGCGUGGAAUGCUAAACCCGUGGUGCAGAUGGAGGCUCAGGCUAGGUUGAAUGGAGAAAGCAUGUUGGAUCUUUUGCACAUCUUUGGAUUGACGGCUGAGGAGAUUAAGAUUUUGAUUUCGUAGGGGAAAGGAGGAAUAGAUAGAUAGAGAGGAAGGAAAUGUCUCCUCGUUGAACGCAGGUUGGAUGGAUGGAAGCACUAGACGAUUUGAUGAAGCUAGCGAGAUGAGACGUAUGGGAAAGAAGAGGUAGUGGAUUUGUAUAUCCUUCUUUUUCUUCUUUUUUUAUUAUUUGGAAUCGAUCAACGAAUUGGGCAUCGUUUAGCAUAAGGGAGCACGAAAUACAUAUAUCAAUCAUAUGAGUGAUGAAUACUAAAUUACCAAAUC
This is a messenger RNA of Botrytis cinerea B05.10, 1938 nucleotides long. It is a transcript of the gene Bcser2, whose product is annotated as Bcser2. Lineage: Eukaryota; Fungi; Ascomycota; Leotiomycetes; Helotiales; Sclerotiniaceae. The coding region runs from base 229 to 1677 and encodes 482 amino acids. The transcript has a single exon. The record is from RefSeq and is a predicted model, not a curated record. Gene Ontology annotation, cellular component: cytoplasm. Gene Ontology annotation, biological process: L-serine biosynthetic process; dephosphorylation. Gene Ontology annotation, molecular function: L-phosphoserine phosphatase activity; magnesium ion binding.